AUGAGCGGCCCACGGAGUGGUUCAGUUAUCAUCUGUUUGUUCCUCAGCCAUCUCGUCCCUGCUCAACAGACGUGCGUCGAGACGACUCCGCCUCCCCCCACUCAAGUUGAUUGCUCCAACGCUAAGCUAGGCUUCUACGUUUGGCCACAGAGCCUAUGGAUGGACCCGUCCAACAGGGAGUUCAUAGACUUCGUGGCUCAUCCAGCAGUACGCAGUCUUAGCUGUGGUGGUGACCUGUGGUUCAACAUUGGGGAUUACUCGAAUGUUGGGAAGAUCAAGAACACCUACCGGUUGUUCCCUUUCAUACAGGAGCUUCGAUCAUCUAUCAGACCUGGUACCCAGCGCAGCUCUCGUGGUGUCAUCUACCUGGCUUAUGCGGACUUUACCGCCCAUGAUGAGCUGGCUCUGUUAGAGUUCAUAGACACCUUCUUCGAGUGGUUACUGUCACUGACCCCCGGAGAAAUCCUAGAAGUCGCUCCUAUCGGUAUCUCUCUUGAUGUUGAAGCCAGCCCGUCUGAGAUGGUCUUUAAUACCCUUGUCAAACUACGUGCUUACAAGUAUACGUACCUCACUGACAUCCCAGAAGACGCCUUUCUCAUUCAGCACGUCGUUUCUGGUUUUCCCAGCCCACAGACCACUAAAUACGUCAUGGAGUUGGCCGACAGUGCUCUAUUCCUUGUGUACCGUUCGUACAUGUACGACACUAGCAGCAUGAACUUACUACCAGGUAACAACCUUUUGGGUCGGUUCCGUUGGUUCAUCACACAGCAGUGUGAGGAUUGUCUUUCGCCUGGGUAUCAGCCUCGCGCGAAGAUUACCGUCUUGGUUGAGGCUGACUGUAAUGUGUACGAGUACUGUGGCCUCAUCUCGUUCUGCGCACAAAAUGACGGUGGAAUCAGCAACGUCGUGAGUACACUUGAGGUGUUCUGGAGCGAGCUGACCAUAUCUGGCUUGCUCACCCAGGAGAGGUUCGAUGCUCUCAUGAACAAGGAUUCGCCUUACGGUAUACAUAACUGGGUCUGGUCGCGCUGUCUUUUCCCUUCAAACGUCUCGGGCAACUACUCUAACUGCGAGGCCAAUUUCGAGACGCUCGCACAGGGAUGUCGUGCUCGAAGCAAUUUUGCUCGCUAA
Messenger RNA from Perkinsus marinus ATCC 50983, 1131 nucleotides. RefSeq lists its product as hypothetical. The record is from RefSeq and is a predicted model, not a curated record. The coding region runs from base 1 to 1131 and encodes 376 amino acids. The transcript has 11 exons. NCBI's taxonomy places the organism in Eukaryota, Perkinsozoa, Perkinsida, Perkinsidae.